Messenger RNA from Closterium sp. Naga37s-1, 1233 nucleotides. The record is from the annotation of a GenBank genome assembly. NCBI's taxonomy places the organism in Eukaryota, Viridiplantae, Streptophyta, Zygnematophyceae, Desmidiales, Closteriaceae.
AUGGCUAAUUAUCUCCUCGGCAUUGAGAAGUCGAUCUCGGGCCCCUCACCUGCAGAUGCAAGUGAGCAGCAACGUCCAGCUCCCACAACAGCAGCUGAGGCACGUCAACAAGCAGCCGAGAAUCGUCGCCAGGGUCGUGAAGCAGCACGUGCCGCCAUGGGUCGCGGCACUACUUCACGUGCGCAUGGGCGUGGUGCGGGAGACGCCAGCGCGGCGGGAGCCACACCGACCGAACCAGAGCCACCGUCUGAAAGCACUGCUGACCCUAUGGCUCAAUCGGCCGAGUCCCCUGCCACCAACUCGCCGCCAGCUCGUCCGUCUAGAUCAACGCCUGCAACUGCACGACCUUUUGAUUAUGCAUGCAUCUUGAGACGUGUAAGGACAGGUUACAUCCCCAGCUCCAUCCGUACGGACCUGCCACGUGCAACUAGAUCGCACGGAAACCCGGCUGAGGAUGGAGAGGAACCGAACGGGGGAAGCACCUGCCAGGCAUUGGUCCUGGUCUCUUUGGAUCACCCGUGGCCAGAUGUCGGCAGUGCCAACCCCGGGGUUAACACAGCGGCCGAUGCUGAAGAGGACGAUGAGGAGGAUGCAGAUGCAGAGGAGGCAGAUGCAGAGGAGGCAGAUGCAGAGGAUGCAGAAGCACUUGCCACAGCAGAGGGGGUGCAGGCAGAGGCUAGCGUGGACGACGAUGACAACACUCCAGAGUUCGGUGUUGCGGAUGGGGACCACACCACAUGCGUGCGGACCGGGUAUUGUGAACGUAAGAUGGUGGCGCUCGAGCGAACUGAUCUCCUGACAGAGGCAGCCGAGGAGCGGAUGGUGGAGAAGGAGACACGGGCGGAGGGGUACGAGCUGUUGGGCGGGGACCAUGAAGAAGGAACCAUCCAGACCAGGGACACCGAUGAUCCCAAAGAAUGGAGGUUCUUCAACGUCAACUUGAAGGCGAAGACAUGCGACUGCAAAAACUGGGACCAGUACCAGUUUCCGUGCUCCCAUGCUGUGGCCUUUGCUGUGAAGCGGAAGCUAGACCCCCGCACUCUUGUCUCUGAUUUCUACACCACAAAGAAUUGGGCAGAGACGUACUCUUCAACGGUGUGGGGGUCCUGUGUGGACCGCAUCAUCCUUGAGAAGAGGCUGCCCCCCCCCCCCCCCCCCCCCCCCCCGGCGUGUGCGAUGCUCCGCCCUUUCGCCGCACCGCUGUCGGCCGCCCCCCGAGCUACGCUCGCGUAG